Molecule: messenger RNA, 886 nt
Organism: Naegleria gruberi
Lineage: Eukaryota; Heterolobosea; Eutetramitea; Acrasida; Naegleriidae
Product: von Willebrand factor, type A domain-containing protein
Exons: 2
Coding region: 1-861 (286 amino acids)
Source: RefSeq, a predicted model, not a curated record
AUGGGCAAUAAACAAUCUAACCAUCAUCAUCACCAACAACAACAACAGUCUUCUUCCACGAGCACCUUCACACCAACAACUAUUCCGGUUUCUAAUGAAGAGGCCUACAGAAGAGAAAUGGAAAUUUGUAGACAAUACGAAAUUGAAAGUAAGAUGAGAGAAAUGCAUGAAGCCAAGUUUCAUCAAUAUUCGGAAAAUAAGGAGCCAGCAUUGCAAAAUCUUCAAUUGGUAUUAAUAAUUGAUCACUCUGGAUCAAUGGGUUCUUUUGAUGAGGAUGCAACAGGUCAAAAUCGUUCCAAGGGCUUGGUUGAUUCUAAUCAUUGGACACGUUAUGAUAAUGUUAUUCAAGCAGCUAAAUAUCUUUCUGAAAGUAUAUUUCAAUAUGAUAAGGAUGGAAAGGUACCACUUAUUUUCUUUGAUUCAAAUGUUAGAGAAGUGAUUGUUGACAGUAUUCCAAGAUUAGUUGCUGCAUUUGAAAAAAAUCAACCAAAUUCAAGUACCAAUUUAUUAGGAGCUCUUGAAUUAGCAUUUAAAAAUCAUGUUAAUGAUCAUGAAAAUGUAUUAUUUAUUGUUUUCACAGAUGGUAGUCCUAACGGAGGUCAAGAACCAAAAAUCAAACAAUUAAUUCAAGACAAGUUGACCAAACCAGAUCCUAAUGGAAACAGAUUGAAUAUUUUAUUUAUUCGUCAUGGUGAUGAUAUCUCUGCAAUUAAUUUUUUGAAACAUUUGGAUGAUUGUGAGGCAAUUGGAAAUAAUGUUGACACCAAGUCAGAUAAUGCUAUUUAUGCUCUUGGACCAAAGAAUUUAAUUCUCAAUUCUAUAUUUGAACAUAUGGAUGCUGAAUUUUUACAAUAUGUUUAAAAUAAAUUGAUUACUUUCAUGUUUU